GAUGGAAGGAUAAUUAUCAGACCCGAUCGCCGUGCUACAUGACGCUCGGAAAAACUGCAUAUCCGGAUCCCGUAAACGCUGGGAUCUGCACGGGUGAUGGACACUAAGACACCGCCGAUACCGCAAAAGCAGAGCAACUCGAGUCAGCAACACCUCGAUAGAACGAAAUUCAAGACACCCUCCGUUCGGCAGGUCCAAAUAUCCCUCCCCCCCUUGACACCGCCUCCGAAUCGUCGACAGAGAUUGAAGACCCCAAGUUCACCCUGGGCCCGCGGCUCGGCCGGACCCGGAAUACACGCCGGCAGCGGGGGGGCCAAUAAUUAUCACAGCAAUAGUCAGUCGGAACGACCUUACAGAGUUCUCCACCUGGGUGCGACGCCGCUGAUGCACGCUUGCCAACAAGCGGACAGAUCGCGGGUUCUGCGUCUCCUUAAGGAGCAAAGGGACACGAUAGGGUACAGGGACCGGACGUUGAGGAACGCCCUUCACUACUGCAUGGACGCGGGUACGGGAGGUGCGGUGGCGACGGCAGCACCGGAAUUGGUGAACGCGCCGGACGUCGAAGGACACACGCCUCUCCACCUGGCCGUCAUCGCCGGCGACGCCCAGCUCGUCGCCGUUCUUUUGGCCAACGGGGCCGACGUAAAUGCCAAGGAUUCCGAAGGGCACAGCGUUCUCCACUGGGCGACCGUAUGCGGCGAGGUGGAAUGCGUCCGGCUGGUUUUGGCCGCAGGUGCGCGUCCGUCCACGCCGGACAUGCGGGGAGGAUCGCCUCUUCACUACGCGGCGCAAUGCUGUGGAGCUGCGGCUCCGUCGGAGCUUUCGGUGCCGAAGAAGGUCGGUCUCAAGGUGCUGCAGUCUCUACUCGACUACGGAGCAAACCAUAAUGCAAAGGACGAGGAUGGUCGUCAGCCAAUUCUCUGGGCUGCCAGCGCCGGGAGCGUCGACGCCCUUCUUGCUCUCGCAAGAGCUGGAGGUUCUGCGGCCGCCGGUGCCUCGGACAAAGAUGGUCUGACCGCUCUUCACUGCGCUGCGUCCCGAGGACACGCCGGAUGCGUCGAAGCCCUGGUGAACCUGUGCGGUUCGCAGCCGGAUCACGUCGACGAUAACGGAUGCUCGGCGCUUCAUUACGCUGCUACUUUGGGCCACGCGGACGCCACCGCGCUUCUUCUGCGACUCGGUGCCGACCCGAACAGACAAGAUCGAAAGGGAAGAACACCAGCACUAUGCGCGGCAGCAAAAGGUCAGCUCGAGACGCUGAAGCUGUUGGCGCAACACGGAGGUUCCUUGUACGCGAGGACGGUGCGAGGCAGCGGAGUUGCCCACGAGUCAGCGGCCUCGGGUAGAGUGGAAUUGAUAAAGUGGCUGGCCAAGAAGCGUCCGGGAAUACUGGACGUAGCGACGCACGACGGUCGAACGCCUCUCCACGUCGCGGCGCUCCACGGUCACGUGGACGCGUGCAAAGUCCUCCUGGACAACGGAGCCCGGGUGAACGCGAUCCUGAGGACCUCGAAGGGCGGGCAAAUGACGGCGCUGGACGCAGCUCUUUACCGGGGUCACAGGGACUGCGCAAAGCUGAUACAAAUGCACGGUGGGACGACGGCCCAGCAUGUCAGGAACCGGAAGAUCGGAGGCACGACGCACUGCAAGGAAUUCGCGGCUCAGCUUCGGACGCGAAAACGUGACGGGGAAACCUGCAGCUCGGACACUGAAGAAGAGAAGGACAGGGACGUCUCGCCCAGGAUCAGGCGUCGUCGGCGACGACGAGGUUCCCGAGAGCCCGACUUCGACGUCUCUGAACGACGCGAGGAGGACCGAGGCGGGAGUCGGAGCUACAGUGACCAGGAUGAGCCCAGGUCGACGUCGAGGAGGGCGGUGAGGAGUCGGCGUCGUCGGGCGCGCAGCGAAAGCUGCGGAAGAGGUCGAGGAUCCCGGAAAAGAAACGGGAAGCAAAAGUCCGGCGGACGGAAGCACGAGUACGACGGAUCCUCGAGCACGCACUCGGGGGAAGCGACGGAUCCUGGUUCCGACGAGGAUACGGACAGCGACGGAAGCGCCGUAAGCGAGGACAGUCUCGAGGUGGUGAUCGUGAAGAAAUGUGUAGAGAAAACCUCAGAGAGGGUCGAAAUGUCGGGCAGAAAGCCGAAGCGGACUCCCGGGGGUGAGAAGAGCUCCGUGAUCAGGUCGACGAGGUCGAAAACGCGCCGAAGAACCGUGAGGAAAAAGGCCAAGGAAGAGAACGAUGCAGAGGGAAAUGGGAGGGCCGAAAACGUCGGGAAAAGCGAGCCUGAAGCAUCGAAACCCACGAAAACAUCGCCGAAUAACGACGCCGAGGAACGUAGGUGCGGGAGGAAAAUGCAGUACCAAAUCGAGACUGCUGACAGCACGAGCCAGGAAGCCGUCGAACGCGUUACCGUCACGGUUAUGGUGCACAAGGAUCAUCUCUCGGACACGCCUAAAACGACGUCGAUCGAAAGCUCAUCGCGAAACGGAGAGACGGAAAAGACGAGUAAGGAUCAUCAAUCUGCAGCGGGAAAGGGAAAAGAGGAAGGUGAUGAGAUAAAACGAGAAAAUGAAAAAGGAGAAGCAGAGGAAGAAAUUCAAGAACAACGUCCGGAAACUGAGUCGAAAAAGAAAACGAGGCCUCGAUCGGCUCGGCCGGGUUCAAGCAGAGGGAAACGCGUGGCCUCGGCAAGAACGCGGAUGGAUCAUAUACUGGAAAAGGCGGAUGAGAUGCAGAGUGCUCUAGUGCAAAAGGCGGCCGAUUUGAAGAAGGGAAUCGAGGAAAUGCGGGAACAGAUAACAGGAGAAAAGACCGGGGAUGAUCGUCAAACAAGUUCGAGCGAAGAGAAGGUGGAGGAAAAAAACACUCACGAAGAGUCUGACGGUGUCGUGACGCAGAAAGUUGCGGGGACACUGGAGGAAACUGAUUCAGAUCCUGCAGGAUCGGAGAAGAACGUUGCUGACGAGUCGAAGACAACCGAUUCGAAUGGUUCAAAAAUCGAACACGGAGCAUCCGAUGAGGAGGUCUCGGUUGGUUUGGAAGCGAAGAAGUCGAUUUCUUCCGAGGAAUCGAACGUUAAGGAAGAAUCCGAGUGGAAGAAACCAUCCGGCGAUGAUCAGCCUGCUCGAAGUGGUAAAUCAUCGUCGAGGUCGUCGAUCGGGUCGAAAAGUCGACCAGGUACAGCGGUGGACAAAUCUGUAGGAUCACCUGAAGGCAAGUCGGAUUCGAAGUCUGUUUCGAAGCCUGAUAGCAGGAUGAGCAAAUCGAGAUCUGGGGACAGCCGGAAGUCGGAUUCUGUAAAAUCAGUGGACGACGUCGAGCCGCCGAAUGCUGGAGUUAAGGAGCGUCAAGAAACGGCGACAGAACAAUUGAGCGAAAUAAAAGCGAAGUCAUCGAGUCCCGAUGAUAACGAGGCAUCGCAGACUGGGAAGGAGUCUGCCCAAGGCGAUGAGAAGAUUGCGGAAGAGGUCAACGAUGUCGAAUCCGAGUCUCGGGUUAUCGUCGAAGAGAGUUCGUCGUCGCAACGGGCAAACCUUGAUUCGCAAAAGUCCCGGUCUCGACCAUCGACGGCAAAACAACGUGGAAAGUCACCAGGUAAAGGGGGAAUUCUACGCCGGGUCGACAGUUCGGACGAAUCGUCGCCGGCUCGUACCGCGGCAAUCGUUGCCGUGAUAGAGAGUCCCGAGUGGCCGGAAGACGAGGAAGACGAAGAGGAAGAGGAAGAGGAAGAGGAAGAGGCGAUCGACAAGGAGAUACGAGAAGCGAUUGGCGACUAUCCGGAACCCGAGACUGACAUCGACGACAACAGCGUCGGGGUAAUGCGGGUCUUGCCGAGCACAAGCGACGAGGAAACCCCUCGAACAUUGGGACAGUCGCGAACAUCCGGCAUCGACUCGCUGCCUCAGGUUGCGACCAGGCCGCGAGCCCGAAUGCCGAGAGUUCGUAGUCCGGGCAAGAAGGCGCUGGAUAGAGCUCGGCACCGUCGGGACAGCGGGGGUCGAGACAGCGGCAUCGAGCCGAGUCCGAGGAUAUCGAAGAUACCAAGAAGAACGUCGCGAUGCUACCCGAACACCGAGAAGCAGCAGGCGUUGAACAUGGAGACGGUGACGAGGGACGUUCAGAUAAGUUUGCGCCGUUAUCACCUCGAGAGGAAGAUAUUCUUUCAGUUAAUGGAGCUUAAAAGACUUCAGAUAAGAAACGGAAGGGCGAACGAACAGGUUCUGGUCAAACGGCAGGUCGAGGCCUUCCACAGGGCUGGAACAUCCGGACCUACUUUGGGGGUGGCGAAAUACGACCAGCCGUUGACGUUCAGGCACUUCGAGGCUUUUCUCUACGAGCAGUUGAGGCGUCUUCAACGACGUCCGGCGACUCCGGACUGGUGCGCAGGCGCCAAGCAAUGUACCCAGAAAACCCACCGCUGCCACCACGCCACAAGUGCCUACACUUCGCUUCCGGUCUACACAUAUCUGGGGGUUGGAGAUCGGAGUGGAAAUUUACUUCCGAGUAUCGCUGGGCGAGGAGGGCGGGGCCAAAUGACGGUCGAAGUCACCCACGGUGAGAAUAAGCAAGUAAUCGCGCUUCCAGCGGAAAGGUUAGAUCGAGGCAAAAGGUACUUUGUCACGUUUACAGUACGGGGUGACGCUCAGGACAGAGAAAAGUCUGGCAAUAAAAAUUCCCAACAGCUUAGCGCCGCAGCUGCAGCCUCACAAAGAAACGCGAAAAGCGUUUAACAAUAAUUAGCGAUUGGCGAAUGAAACGAGAUGAGAAGAGAAAUUUUUACAACGAAUAUAAUCAAAUAUUCGAUUGAAUUCAAAACGCAUUAUCAAUAUACUGUGUUAUUAAGCGAUGAUGCGCCGCUGAUGCUGCCUGCUACGUGUUAUAAAAUAUGAAAAAAAAAACAAUAGAAAAGCUUCCCCCUUAGCAAAUAAUUUAUAUAGAACCGUUUAUUGUAAUAUCAUACGUCAUACGUUGCAGGGACCAUAUAGGUAUAUAAAUUAUUGACGAUUUAUAACAUUAUAAGUGUAAUAGUUGAUGUAGUAUAAGAUAUAUUGUGUGUCUGUAUGUGUCAGCUGUUUGUCUGUACGAAACGGUCCAUGAUAACUGAUAGGCUGUUGGUACAU
Molecule: messenger RNA, 5124 nt
Organism: Diprion similis
Lineage: Eukaryota; Metazoa; Arthropoda; Insecta; Hymenoptera; Diprionidae
Product: ankyrin repeat domain-containing protein 35
Exons: 14
Coding region: 97-4734 (1545 amino acids)
Molecular function (GO): protein binding
Source: RefSeq, a predicted model, not a curated record